AUGACUCUUUGGCACAUCUGUCAGCAGUUCGCGAGUGAGUACCUCGAUUUCGAAGGGGCAGACAAGACAACUACGGCUGCUUCUUAUGGCACCCCUAGCUUGAAGCUCUACUUUCGCUUAACAAAACUGGACACGCUGGCAGGACAAGAUCCCGAUGGCCCGGCCAGCUCAUCUGUCGCUGCCCCCGACCUGAGUACGGGGCCAGCCACCAAGGCCUCUGAUGCGCCAACCUUCACGAAAUUGGAGAAAGGCACUGCUGCCACAGAUCUAAUCGACAUCUCGCAGCUUGAGGUCACGAUAGAGGCAUCGCCAGAAGGAGCAGGCAAGCUGACCGACACAACUGUGCCGUCUUCUACGCCUCGCUCCGACGUCGACCAGGAGGCGGUCGCCAAGAUUCCCGACUUUGUCGCCGCACCAGCAGAAUUCAUCAGUGAUAACGAGGAUAACGCUCAUGGCGUUAAAGAGGACAACACUCAUAGCGCCGCGGCGACGACUGGUGAUGCUGGUGCUCCACAACGGAGCACAACCGCCACAUCUGCCGCCGCAAUCGCACCCAGGUCCAGCGACGGCAUUCCAAACUUUCGCGUCAACGACGAUUCGCGCAUCGAGAUCACUGCUCACGAGGAUGAGCUCACCGUCGCCAUGGCGAGAAGCGACUCAGCUCACAGGCGACUGAAGCUGCCCGCGCUGAGCCGGUACAUGACCCUGAACGCCGCGUAUCAGUGCAAGGCCCGCCUCCGCGUCAUGUCCCUAACGAAAAGCCUCAUAAUCACGAAUGCCGGCAGCAAUGCCUCCUUCUAUCUCGGCCACGACCCGGCAGGUAAUGUAACGCCACGCCAGAACGGCGUCUACCUCAGCUCGACAGCGGUCUUCUGGGUGCGUAUAGACGUAACCGACGUACCUAUCUUUAAUCCAGCCACCUAUCGUGCUCCAGCCAUCCUUGGCUACGACAAGUUCGACGCCAAGGGAGCCAAGUAUGGUUCCGAGUACAAUGAGGAGUUUGUCAAGACACAAUGGGACAUUGUUGCCCCCUUGACGAGGAGAGACCCGACCGCUAAAGAUGCACCAAUAACAAACCCGAGCCUUAUGGUCGUCUUCCGCAACGCCGAGAGCGAGUUUGUCCCGGCAAUGUCAGACUCGGACGAGUACCAGUAUUGGCGCAUCAUCAAGUCGCCGCCCAUAAACAACGUAGAGCAAGAGCGCCGCAUUAAACCUGGCCACGAUAUCCGCCUGUACCGGGACUUCCGCCACUGGCUGGCGCGACUUUAUACAAGACCUCUUCUGGCGACGCCAGUGAAUAUUGAUAAUAACGGCACGCGCACGGCGCGUAAGUACUGUCUGCUGGACCUGCGAUUGCGGAUCGAUCUUGUUAGCAAUAAUGAGCUUGGGGAUGCGAUUGACUAUACUCUACAUAAGGUAACGCAGAACCGGGCCGAUGUAGAGGGUCGUAGUUAG
Microdochium trichocladiopsis is the source of this 1455-nucleotide messenger RNA. RefSeq lists its product as uncharacterized. The record is from RefSeq and is a predicted model, not a curated record. Bases 1 to 1455 code for a protein of 484 amino acids. The transcript is spliced from 5 exons. NCBI's taxonomy places the organism in Eukaryota, Fungi, Ascomycota, Sordariomycetes, Xylariales, Microdochiaceae.